UUUCGUUAUAACAUGUGUGACCAUAUCUCGCUUAGUUUAUCAGUUAACUGUGCUCGCUCAUACCAUCAGGAUGGUUCAGAUUUUCGGUGCAGUUUCGUUGCUAUUGAUAUUACUGUCAAUAGUGCUCGCUGAUGAAGUGUCUUAUAAAAAUUACAAAAUAUACAAUGUUCACACGAAAACACAUGCCGAUUUAGAAUUACUCCACCGUCUAAGGAAUGACUUGGAUUUGGAUUUCUGGAGCCCCGCAGCUCUUAACCGAAAUUCUUCAGUAAUGGUUAGCCCUUGGAAUGAUGGAUUAUUCAGAGAGCUGUUAACUAAAAAUGAUGUUGAGCAUCGGCUUACUCAUAGCGAUGUUGAAAGCUUGAUGAAUCAGAAAAGCGCAGAGAAUCGAAUCAACUCUCGUAGACGUCGCAACACCAAGCAAGAUGAUACGAUUGCCAAAUUUGAUCACUUCUGGACACUAGAUGAGAUAUAUCAAUACUUAGAUGAUCUAAAGCAGAAGUAUCCCCAUUUAGUACGAGUGAAGGACUACGGAGUUACUCAUGAAGGUCGUCCAAUCAAAGUUAUCACCAUCAGUGCCACGGGAGUUGUUGAUGAAUUCCAUCCGGCAGUGUUAAUUGAUGGUGGUAUACAUGCCCGGGAAUGGGCAGGGCACAUGUCAGUGGUUUAUCUGAUUCAUCAAUUAGUCGAACGUUCUGCGGAGAAUAUGGAACUUUUGAACAGCACCAAUUGGGUGAUUAUGCCGGUGGCAAACCCUGAUGGAUAUGUCUACACACAUGAGUCCAACCGAUUGUGGAGGAAGAACCGAGCACCUGCUAAUACUGUUUGCAUUGGAACGGAUCUUAACAGAAACUUUCCUUUCCAGUGGGCUUUUUAUGGAGGUGAAUGUUCGAUUGGAUACGCUGGUCCCACUCCUGCUUCAGAGUUGGAAACGCGAGCGAUGAUGCUACUAAUGGCAAACUAUGCACGCGUCACAAAAGUAUAUCUGGCAGUUCAUAGCUGUGGGGACUUUAUUUUGUACCCCUAUGGAUACGAUUACGUCGAUGUACCGAAUAAAGCCCAGUUGCAGUUAUUGGGAGAAAAAGCUGCAGCAGCCGUCAAAGCGAUUGGUGGCCCUGAAUAUGCCGUGGGAAAUUCGGCCACUUUGCUUUAUCCAGCCAACGGAAGUGAUGAUUUUAUCUAUGGCAGCUUCGGGGUGGAAUAUGCUUAUACUUUGGAGCUUUCUUGUGGCGCUAAUAGUGGAGACGGUUUCAUUAUCGAUCUAGCGGAGAUGCAGAAAAUCACCAAAGAAGCUUUCGAAAUGUUUAAAGUUUUUGGAACAUUUGCUGGAGAACAAAAAGUUAAACCUCUGAACACAGCGAACAUAGCUGACCAGUCUCUGUAAAUCUUAUCGGUCUGAAUUGACCAUUUAAUUGCGAACGAAUAAACAAUGAAUACCUUCAUAAACCAA
Aedes aegypti (yellow fever mosquito) is the source of this 1450-nucleotide messenger RNA. Its product is annotated as carboxypeptidase B. The record is from RefSeq and is a predicted model, not a curated record. Bases 71 to 1384 code for a protein of 437 amino acids. Gene Ontology annotation, biological process: proteolysis. The transcript has 3 exons. Gene Ontology annotation, molecular function: metallocarboxypeptidase activity; zinc ion binding. Lineage: Eukaryota; Metazoa; Arthropoda; Insecta; Diptera; Culicidae.